Molecule: messenger RNA, 723 nt
Organism: Blumeria graminis f. sp. triticale
Lineage: Eukaryota; Fungi; Ascomycota; Leotiomycetes; Helotiales; Erysiphaceae
Source: the annotation of a GenBank genome assembly
AUGGUCAAAUUUUACGAGCUAUCCUUCAGCUACGACUAUUCCUUUCCAGCUGUCACCCUCGCCUACUUUCUCCGAUAUCCGAAUCCUUAUAGCAGACAUGUCCUCUCUACCGAUGUUAUAUCGCGCGAACUUGACGCCUCUGGACGGCUACAUACAGUGCGAAUCCACCGCAAGCGCACUCGACUACCCUCGGCCGUCCUAAAAUUUCUACCACAGUCUGUCCUUGGAAGUGUUAGUGGCGGGCGAAGCGAAUCAUACGUCCUUGAGCGUAGUACUGUUGACAUUAAAGAGGGAUGGAUGCGUACAGAAAGCAAAAAUUUAGAUUGGACGGGUAUACUGAGCGUAGUGGAGAAGCAGGAAUAUCGACGACUCUCGCCCAUGAAACCCGGCGAGGACUUUGGGAUUGAUGCCGAUACAACGAGCGUGCUAUCGACAGUUAUAUUCCGUUCAAGGAUGGGUGACCGGUUGCGAGCGCGAUCUGAAAAAGCGGAAGAUCAAGCAGCAUUAGAUACACAAGAGGAGGCCAAAAAAACUUUCCUGACUAGGUGGAGUACGAGUGGUGUUCAGAAGAGUAUCGAGGCAAUAGCGCGUCAUCGAAGCGAGAAUCUCCUCGGAAAGAGCAAGCAGGGGAUGGUAGUUGUGCUUGAAAGACUGAGAUCAGGUGGCUUAAUAGCUGUCCUGGAAGGAAUGCGAAGAGACAGAGAUGUUGCCCAGCCACUCUAG